AAAAAGAAUUAGGAGUUUCUUAUCUAUAGAAAUAAUAGGCACAUUUUCGAGAUAAUCUGGCAACACAACUUUUAAUCCGAGUUUAAUGGUGUCGAAUAUUGUAUCGAUUUGAAAGAAGAAUGUUUCAUAUUUCAACUAGUCUUUGUAAUUUAAUAUUACUUGAACAGAGAUCAAGCACUACAGCUUUUCUACAAUAACAAGAUAUCAGAUAUGACUGAAAUUUGAAUAAGGUUCAGAAAAAUCUCUUAUAGCAUUCAUCAAAAUCUAUUAAGUCAUAGUCUGUAGUGAAUGAAAAUCGCACAACAGCAUCUACCUUCCCUCCCUACAAACACAAUAGACAGAACAUAUUGAUUUUUCCAGGCUGAGCACUGCUAGUGACUAUGAUGACUGAUCAAUAGAUGUUGCCAGCUUAGCCAGAUACAUACCUGUACACUGCUUUGUUUUCACCAUUACUUUGUGAAAAAUGGGCUGGAUAGAAUGACAUGGACUAACUUGGACUGACAGUUAACUCAGUGUGUGAUUUAAAUGAACAUGACACUCACAAUUACAGUUUGUGUUUAAUAUUUGAGUCUGAACUGAAGAUGAAAUAAUUUUCUCUAAUGCAUUUUUUACUUGGAUUAAAAAUAGGCUUCUAUCUACAUAAGCUGGCUAAACUUGGAUCUUUCAUUUCUUCCUCCAUGUCAAAACGUCAGUAUGAAAACUGCAUCAAUAAUGGUGCAGGAAAUAAAAAUGAUAUGGAAAAUUCAGCAUCACUAUUGAUGAAUAAUAAAGACUAUUCAAAUAAUUUAAUCGAUAAAGAUGAUACAAGUAACAGCAGUGUCCAGUCAGAUGGUUGUUCAGAAGCUCCUACUACUUCUACAAGUCAAGCAAGUGCUGACAAUUCUGAGAUAGAUGAACCUCCAAAGAAGAAAAGAAAAAAGAAUGUUUGUUUUAAUGGUGUCACGGUCUACUAUUUUCCACGUACACAAGGGUUUACAUGUGUUCCCAGUCAAGGUGGUUCUACUUUAGGAAUGGAUCUGAAACAUUGUCAAAUUAAAAAGUUUUCUCUGCAAGAACAUUCGGAGGAAAGAAAGAAAGUUCACCGUGACAUACUACUUCAACAGCGGCAUACUGCCAAACAUCAGAACCCAACUUCUGAAUCUGAAGAGAGUGAAGAUAUAAGUGAUAUUUCAGAUUCCGAAUUAGAAGCUGAUAGUUGUUAUUUUCUCCAACCAGUUCCGAUCCGUCAACGUCGAGCAAUGCUUAGAGCAUCGGGUGUGAGGAGGAUUGAUUCAUUAGAGAAGGAAGAAUGUCGAGAUAUUAGAGCGUCACGAGAAUUCUGUGGAUGUGAGUGUAAAAUAUAUUGUGAUCCAGAUGCAUGUUCCUGUAGUCAAGCAGGCAUUAAAUGUCAGGUAGAUCGUUUAUCGUUUCCAUGUGGUUGUACUCGAGAUGGUUGUGGUAACUUAUCAGGACGAAUUGAAUUUAAUCCUCUCCGUGUAAGAACACAUUUUAUCCAUACUUUAAUGAGAUUGAAAUUGGAAAAGGAAGAUCAAGAACUUUUAGGCAAAAGUAUGAAUACAAUGCUUUGUUCAACAUCAUUUGCAUCUCCUUCGUUACCCUCAUAUGAUGGUUGUAAUAGUAUUACAACACCCCUCUCUAAUUGUAUUUCUUUUCCAUCAUCAUGUAUGCCAAUUACUCCUCAAAACAGUAACAUAGAGGGUACCAGUUGUAUGUUAAGCAACAAAAGAGAAGAGCCAACUUUUGUAUCAUUUGGUGAAGCAGAGAAAGAAUAUAGUAAUAGUGAAGAAAGUACAGAAAUGUACGGAUCGCCAUUUAGUCCAGAAGAUAGCUCCUAUUCGGAAAAUUCUGAUUAUUCCAGUGAUGAUUUUGAUUCCGACCAUAGUGUUGACACUGCUCAUACACAAAGUACAAUUCAAGUAUCAUUUAAUAGGUCCCUUAAUUCAAAUCCUCCAACUUAUUCUGAACAUGUAUCAUUUAGCAAAUUUCAAAGCACACAAAACAAUGCUGCCAGGUCUUGUUACAACAAUAAUAAUACCUCUAAUACUAACAACAAUAACAACAACAACAACAACAAUAAUAAUAAUAAUAAUGGAAAUGAUUUUAAUAGUGAAAAUCGAUACACAGGUUUAAAUAGACAUUUUGAAAACCCUCAAUCACAACUUCAACUUCAAAAUAGUAAUUCUUUGAAUAAUAUUCAUGAGGAUAAUAUAUCUUCUCAUAAAUUGUUGGAGGCAGGUUCCUGUUCAGAAGUUGGAUUAAUGCUAGAGCAUCAGCAUAAUAUUGAUUCAAAAGACCAAUACAACAUUUGUCUUGAUAAAAAAUUAAGUAUUUCUAAAGUUUUGGAUAAUCAUUCAGAAAAUGCGUGUCACAUACCAGAAGAUGAACAUAGUUACACCGAACUUAGCUCAGCAGUACCAGGAACAGAUACAGAAUCAUACAGUGGUCUUCUAUGUUCUAAAGUACAAGAUAUCACAGCUAUUAAACCAGUAAAUUUAGAAACAGAUAAAGCUAAUAUAUUAACACAGAACAGUAAUUUUAAUUUAAAUGAAAAUGGUCACAAAAUAGAUGAAGUACAGACUGAUAGGAAUGAAGAAUUCAGCGAGAAUUUUGGAGAAAUCAUUAAAAAAACAAUGGUGGAAACUGUUUCUGCAUGAUAAUAUUUGAUUUUUAUUUUUAUUCCAUUGUUAAAUUACAUAAAAUCUCAUGAUAAAUUUUGUGAUUUUAGCUAUCAUGUGUUUCAUAAUAUAAAGUUGCUUGUACUGAAUGAUUUUUUUUAAAAGUAAUUUUACAAUUUUAUUAAUUUUAAAAUUUCUCACAUUUUACUUAUUUAUUUAUUAAUAAUUAGGUUUUUUCCCCCCUCUCUUUUUUGAGUGAAUUUUCCUCCUCUUAAUUUUAAUUGCUCUUUAAAACUAGAUAUCGAUUAAAAACAUAAAAUAACAUGCCAUUUAUUAUGAAACACUUCAUGUAUGGCAAAAUUUUUAGCACUUACAGUAUUACAUUACUAUAUAUUAAAAUUUUUUAAUCUUGUUUACUGCAUGUUGUGUGAUUUGUACACAAUAUCGGCAGUAAAGCAAGUUUUUGGUAGUUUGAUGUUUAGUCAUUGUGAUUUUCCUCCCGUUCCAUCAUCAUUAGCAUAUAGGGAACUUUUAUUAAUUACAGUAAAUUGCAUCCUAACUUGCUAUAUCCAUUUAAUAUAUAUAUAUCUAUCUAUAUAAAUAUAUAUAUAUUUUUCUUUCCAACAAUAGUACAUUGUACAGUUUGAUUUAAUACAUUGUACAGAACAUCCAUAAUAUUUGUCUUCUUAGUUGUAAGUGAAAGUUUUUUAAUUUCCAAUAUUUAAACAUUGUAUAUAUAUACAUAUACAGUAUAUAUGUUUGUAAUUAAAAUACCUUAACCAAUUAUAAGGUAUUUUUAAAAGCACACAUUUUAAUGUUUGUAAAGUAUUUUCUUCAAAAGUUAAAGCUCUUUUUUUUUUAAUUGUUUACUUCGGUAAAGACGAGUAUUAUUAUUAUUAUUAUAAUAAUUAAAUUUUCAAAAUUGCAUUACAGGUAUUGAGUAUGGAAAAUUAUGGGUGCUAAUAACACCGAAAUAUUGUGAUUUCUUGAAUUUCUUGAAUACAAUCAUAGGUGUGUGAUGUAUUGUAUGUCGUAACAUUUUAUUUCGACGGUGUGUACUGUAUGAAAGAAUAAUCCAAAUCAUUUUCUGUCAAAUCUACUUUUUAAGAUUGUGUGCAACUUCAAAUCUAGCAUUUAAUUUUUUUAUUAAAAAAAAAGAAUAAAAUGAAAUGAAAAAUUGGUAGAAAUGUUAAAUUUGAAAAUUGCCAUUCCAAAUUUCGAGUAUCAUCUAUCAGCUGAUACCAGACAGCAUUGGUGUUGUCAAUCUUUUGUAUAUAACAAGAACAAUAGAGGUACACAGAAUAGCUUUGAAAGCGUUUUAUGUAUGAGAGUAAUUUGUCUGGAGCAAUAAAAUGUCAAAUCCUGAAUUAUAUGAUUUAAUAUUUGAAGAUUUUGAUUUUUAAGAUUAAGGAAAACAUUUUUUGUUAUGAUAAGCAAGGAAAAAAAAAACAUUUAA
Centruroides sculpturatus (bark scorpion) is the source of this 4071-nucleotide messenger RNA. It is a transcript of the gene Axud1, whose product is annotated as cysteine/serine-rich nuclear protein 3-like. Bases 600 to 2654 code for a protein of 684 amino acids. Gene Ontology annotation, cellular component: nucleus. The record is from RefSeq and is a predicted model, not a curated record. The transcript is spliced from 6 exons. Lineage: Eukaryota; Metazoa; Arthropoda; Arachnida; Scorpiones; Buthidae. Gene Ontology annotation, molecular function: sequence-specific DNA binding; DNA-binding transcription factor activity, RNA polymerase II-specific. Gene Ontology annotation, biological process: regulation of transcription by RNA polymerase II.